Paramecium tetraurelia is the source of this 1410-nucleotide messenger RNA. RefSeq lists its product as uncharacterized. Lineage: Eukaryota; Ciliophora; Oligohymenophorea; Peniculida; Parameciidae. The record is from RefSeq and is a predicted model, not a curated record. The transcript is spliced from 3 exons.
AUGGCUUAUUUUGUUGAGUUUUGGACAUUAUUAAAUAUGUUGGAUUUUGAGUAGGAUUUUUAUAAAUUUGUCAAAGGCCAAUUAGACAAAAAAAGAGGAAUCAAACAAUUAGUUGAAAAUGAGGAGCUUAAUAAUGAGGAUACAGUUUAAAGAAACAGGUUAUUGAGUGAGAACAUACAAAAAGUCUUAUAAAAUGAAAGAAAAAAGAUGAAAAUUAGUAAAAUCACAAAAGAACAGCAUUUUGAAAAUAAGAUGAAAGAUUUUACAUAAAUGGACACUUUUAUUGAUGUUAAAUUCUUUCUGAAGAAUCUAAAUGAUUAGUAGAUGAAAAAGAAUCAGAAAAAAAUACCAAAAUCCAUUAAAAGAUCAAAAUCACAUACUGAUAACGAGGAUCUUUUUGAUUAUGCAGAAAUUGUGUAAAAAAGUAAGAAAUUCAUAGAAAACUCACGGCAUUACAGAUCUAAACCUAAAAUCGAACUUUAUUUCUAAUCCGAUAAUGAAAAUAGUUAAAGAUCCAAAGUCAUUGAAGAUGGAAGGACAACAAGUGAAAAAUUCUAUACAGGAAUUGACUAGUUAAUAAUUGAUAUUAAUCACAAAACUGUUUUAUCUGAAAUGGAUAGGAAAUAUGAGAGAGAGAGAAAGAAACAUAGAGAUACGAUGAGUUCUGAAUAGAUCUUCAAGUCAUUUAUUCCAUUAGAUUUUGGGAAAGAUGAAAUUGCAAUUGAAGCCGGAAAAAAUUUCAAAGAGUAAUCACAAAAAGUUUUAUAACUGUUAGAAAGAACAACUAGAAUGCUUUACAAAAAUAAAUUGCCAUAGCCCCCUAAUUAAAAGUUAUUAAAGCAAUAAUAAGAAUAGCUUAAAGAACUUAAAUAGUAUUAACCAUAUACCUUUGAUGCUCGGAGUUAAAAAUAAAUUCUAGUAAAAAGUCGAAGUGAAAGUAAUGAUAUGAGGUGCCCUCAAGUAAAUGGUAAAUUAAUAAAUCCUCUUGUAAGGAGGAUAGUCCCAUUACAAUAAGCAAGCCAUGCCUCUCUUCCUGAGAUUUAACCAUGUUCGUUUUUAUCUUCAAGAGAGGACAAGAAAUACGAAAAUCUUCAUUAUUUUAAAAGUCCAUAAAAUUAAUCUAAACGGGAUGAUAAUCAUAAUAAUUCUAGUCAUCGAUCUGUUAGUCCGGAUAUAAAAAGUUAAAUUGGAGAAUUUAUAUCAUAGCUUGAUGAUGCAAAAUUGAAAUUUAAAAAAUUGUAUCCUUCUGAUUCUCAGAUAUAAAAAAUUUAGCAUAAUAUGAGCAAGAGAAUGAUGCAGAUUGGUAAAAUCCCUAUGGAUAGUUUUAAUUAUUUAACAAAGAAGAAAGUGUAUAUACCUAAAAAGUAUGAACUAAGAGGAAAGAAAAACAAAGUUCUUCAAAUGAUAUGA